UGUGUUGAAUUCCGUUCCUUUUUCUUCAUCUCUUUCUGCCUGCUCUCUUCUUAGACAACUUAUGGGCCACCUGUGAAAAUACUUAAACGUUAUUAGUAUGACUGGUGAAGAGCAGCAUAGCAGUGGCAGUGCGUGGGCGGGAGCUCUAAUAUGAUUGGCUCAGGGACACCGCAAGCCUGAGUGGCAGCAAGUAAUGGGCGCCCUGGAGAGGCAGAUCUUCUGAUGACCUAAUGGAACUGAAUUUACGAGUAGUGCUGUUUUGGGUCCUGGUGCUCCACUGUGGUUCUGCUGAAGGCAGUAUCCUGUACCGGGUCCAAGAGGAGCAGCCUCCCAACACUCUUAUUGGUAGCCUGGCAGCAGACCAGGGCCUGCCAGACUCUGGUCAUCUCUACAAGCUGGAGGUGGGUGCCCCUUACCUUCGUGUUGAUGGAAAGACGGGAGACAUUUUCACCACAGAAAUUCCCAUAGACAGAGAGACCCUGAGGGACUGUCGAUCCCUGGCUAAGGGUAAGCCCUGCUACCUGGAAUUUGAAGUAUCAGUGACAGAUCUGAUACAAAACCAGAGCCCACGACUUAUUGAAGGACGCAUUGAGGUACAGGACAUCAAUGACAACACUCCACAAUUUCCGUCUUCUGUUCUCACCAUCUCUGUCCCAGAGAACACGAUCAUGGGGGCACUAUUCUCCAUACCUCUAGCUACAGACAGGGAUUCGGACAAGAAUGGUGUGGCGGAUUAUGCUCUGACUGCAGGGCCAGACGCAGCAACCCUAUUUGGUUUACAGGUGGCUGACGACAGGGGGGGGAAGCUACCACAGCUCAUUGUCCUGGGCAACCUAGAUCGCGAGUUAAAGGAUUCCUAUGACCUCACCAUCAAGGCAGUGGAUGGAGGAAACCCUCAGCGCUACAGCAGUGCUUUGCUGAGGGUGGUAGUCACUGAUGCUAAUGAUAACUCUCCCAAGUUUGAAAAGUCCACGUAUGAGGCGGAAGUGUCGGAAAACAGUCCAGUGGGGCACUCUGUGUUGCAGGUCAAAGCAAAUGACUCUGACAUGGGCCCUAAUGGAGAAAUUGAGUACACCCUUCACCAAGCAGUAGACCCAGUGCCGAAACUCUUACGAAUUGAUCGGUCCACUGGCAUUAUCUAUGUCAAAGGACCACUGGACAGGGAGGAAAUCAGCAGCCUGUCCUUCUAUGUGGUGGCAAGGGAUAAGGGUCCUCAACCGAAAAGCUCAAAGACAUUUGUAACCAUUGAGGUGACUGACCAAAAUGACAAUGCUCCAGCUGUUGAGAUUCGUGGGAUUGGCCUUGUGACACACAGUGAAGGAGUGGCUAACAUUUCAGAGGACAUGCCAGUAGGAACCGCCGUUGCUUUGGUGCAAGUGUCUGACAAGGAUGAGGGAGAGAAUGCUGUAGUCACUUGUGUGGUCGCAGGAGAUGUGCCCUUCCAGCUCCGCCCUGCCAGUGACUCAUCCAGUGACAACAAGAGGAAGUAUUUCCUACAGACCACCACUCCUCUGGACUACGAAAGGGUUAGAGACUACCGAGUAGAGAUUGUGGCUGUGGAUUCUGGAAAUCCAGCACUCUCUAGUACAAACUCUUUGAAGGUGCAGGUGACUGAUGUGAACGAUAACUCGCCAAUAUUCUCCCCAACCUUGUUUGAGGUAGAUUUUGCCGAAGAAAACCAACCAGGGGAGAAGGUUUUGGAUGUUACAGCUUCAGAUGCUGACAGUGGCACUAACGCAGAACUGCUCUAUAAUAUUUUGGCAGACUCAUCCAUCAAAGGCCUGUUUGAGAUUGACCCAAAUACAGGCGAAGUAAGAGCCCGUAGCCCGCUUGACCGUGAGCAUAAAGAACACUAUGAGUUCCGGGUCACAGCGGCAGAUAAAGGGUCACCUGUUCAUAAAGGAACAGCAACUGUUGUAAUAAAAGUCCUUGACCGCAAUGACAAUGACCCUAAGUUCAUGCUCAGUGGCUACAGCUUUUCAGUUUUGGAAAACAUGCCUCCCCUUAGUCCAGUUGGGAUGGUAACAGUACUGGAUGUGGACAAAGGUGAGAACGCUCACGUUCACCUCUCUGUAGAGCCUGAUGGAGGGAAGUUUGUUGUUCAAAAUGGAACCGGCACCAUUCUUUCAAGCAUCUCAUUUGACAGGGAGAAAGAAAGCAGCUAUACUUUCCGUCUAAAAGCAGUGGAUGGAGGAGAGCCACCCAGGUCUUCAUAUGUGGGUGUUACAAUCAAUGUACUGGAUGAAAAUGACAAUGACCCCGUGGUCACCAAGCCCUCCAAUUCUUCCUUCAGGCGCUUGUCACCUCUUGCUUCUCCAGAUAGCCAUGUUGAGGUAGUGGAAGCUGAAGACCUGGAUAGUGGGCCUAAUGCAGAGCUUGUCUUCAGUAUUGCUGGUGGAAACCCAUACCAGUUAUUUCGAAUCUCCCCCUCCAGUGGGGAAAUCACUCUAGCAAAAGAGAUGACCCGAAAACAUGGUGGACUACAUCGCCUAGUGGUGCGAGUGAGUGACAGGGGGAAGCCUGCACGUCAUGCCACUGCCCUGGUCCACAUCUAUGUCAAUGAAACCAUUUCAAAUGUCAGCUUAGUGGAGGCUCUAGUUGGACACAGUCUUUAUACUCCACUGGACAGGGACAUUGCUGGUGAUCCUGACAAUGUUUUUGCUGCACAGCGUAGUAACAUUUUGUUUGGAAGUCUUGCCGGCGUGGCAGGUGUUGUCAUGUUGAUCUUGGUGGUGGUAUUUAUUCGUCACCGCAUCCAGAGAGAAACAAAGAGUGGUUAUCAGGCUGGCAAGAAGGAAACAAAAGACUUAUAUGCACCCAAACAGGCACCAAAGAAUGCCAAAGGCAAGCGAGGAAGGAAAGGAAAACCCCAGAAGUCCCCAAAACCACUCGGGGAAGAGGAGGAGGUUAGCCUUCAAAAGAGUCUCAAGUUCAACCUCGAUGGAGUCAACGAUAGCCCGAGGAUACACCUGCCCUUAACAUAUUCGCCAGGAAGCCCUGAUAUAGGCAGGCACUACCGCUCCAACUCCCCUUUACCUUCCAUUCAGCUGCAGGCCCAAUCCCCCUCAGCAUCACAGAAGCAUCAGGCUGUCCAGGACCUUCCUGCCGCCAACACCUUUGUGGGCACAGGAGGAGAUGACAACUCUACCGGGUCAGACCAGUACUCAGAUUACAGUUACAAGACCAGCCAACAGAAGUAUAACAACAAACAGCAUUCCCAUCGGCGAGUGACCUUCUCCACCGCCAACCCUGUGCAGGACCUGCAGGAUGCCUCUCAGCACAGCUACUAUGACAGCGGCUUGGAGGAAUCCGAGACUCCCAGCAGUAAGUCAUCUUCUGGUCCUCGCAUCGGACCCCUGACCCUGCCUGAGGACCACUAUGAGAGAACCACUCCAGAUGGCAGCAUUGGAGAAACCGAGCACCCUGAAAAUGAUAUCCGCUCCCUCCCUGAUGUGGCAAUGACCGGAAACUGUACAACCGAGUGCAGCGAAUUGGGCCACUCAGACGCCUGCUGGAUGCCCGGGCAUCCCUCCCCAGUCCGCAAGACCAGGAACCCCCCGAAACUCUCCACCUUCGUGCCUUACCAGGAGAGAGGGAGCCUGGGACGCCUGGCAAACGGGAACGCCAGGCUGGGUGGUGAGGAGCAUCGGCCGCGCCUUCCGCCUUCCCGUAGUGCCUAUUCCAACAGUGGUCACGACGCCAGUCAGGACUGCCCCUUAGAGGAGAUGCCCCUGAGCGUAGCCUCUGAGUUCCCACCCACCUCCCCUUCUGCCCACACUCCAAAAAGAGAAAUUUACCUGUGAGGAAUACCAUCAUCCGAUUGGUGCACAAAUGAAGAAAAGAUACACCCACUCCAGAAGGAGAAACAGGCUGUUCACAUGCUAAAGCCAAUGCCCGUUUUGUAGGUAACAAUAGGCUGUGACUCAUUCAAUCACUGGCAUGAACACUUGUUUUUUUGUCAUUUCCUCCUUAAAUUAUUAAUUUAUUAGCAUAUUUAUUAAGAAUUCCACAAAGUUAAUUGAUGCACUCACUCAUUUAUUCAUACAAAAUCCUGAAGGAUACAAUUCAAACAGAUCAAAAGGAAAUCCAGAUGGUAAUUGCUACUUUCGUAGUAACUAAUUAUCGUUGUAGUUAGCCAAGUCCCAUUCUGUGAAGUGAUCUCUUGAAUUUGAAAGUUGUGAUCAGUGCU
This is a messenger RNA of Micropterus dolomieu (smallmouth bass), 4189 nucleotides long. It is a transcript of the gene pcdh1a, whose product is annotated as protocadherin 1a. The transcript is spliced from 5 exons. Gene Ontology annotation, molecular function: calcium ion binding. Gene Ontology annotation, biological process: homophilic cell-cell adhesion. Bases 231 to 3803 code for a protein of 1190 amino acids. Lineage: Eukaryota; Metazoa; Chordata; Actinopteri; Centrarchiformes; Centrarchidae. The record is from RefSeq and is a predicted model, not a curated record. Gene Ontology annotation, cellular component: plasma membrane.